Neohortaea acidophila is the source of this 961-nucleotide messenger RNA. RefSeq lists its product as uncharacterized. The record is from RefSeq and is a predicted model, not a curated record. The coding region runs from base 296 to 886 and encodes 196 amino acids. NCBI's taxonomy places the organism in Eukaryota, Fungi, Ascomycota, Dothideomycetes, Mycosphaerellales, Teratosphaeriaceae. The transcript has a single exon.
CAUGGCGCCUCAUGUUCGUGUGUCUACAAAAUACCGCAAUGUGUAGACCGAGUAUCGCGGCAGCGCGCGAAUCUGCACGCCGCGUCAGUUGUAUGGCCGUGCGCUCGCCAUCGCCCUCCCCUUCUCACACACGUUCUCACCUAUGUUCUGCAAACUCUCGAAUUUUGCUCCGUGGUUAGGAGAGGGUGUUCGCACUCACGACCUGCAAGCUCUCGAAUGCUACUCUGUGGUCACGAGGUGAUGAGCGCCACGACCUGCUAUCUCUCGAAGACCACUGCAUGGCCGAAAGGUGGCAAUGCACCAUCAUCUGCUCUCGCGCAGCGGAUGCCGGUCCGCGAGCAUCUGGCCGCCACUCGGUAAGCAGAAUCUACCACGUAUAGUAAGCAACAUAGUUCAAAGCCAAGAAGAUCAGGCCGCGAGCAGCACGGCGCGGAACGGAAGUAGACUUUGCACUUUGCCCUGCAUGUCAACGGCAUCUGCCAUGUGGUUGCAAUGGCGAGUCGUGGAGUCCAUGAUAGGACGAUGCCCGCAUCCCCGUCGAGCUCCCGCUCGAGGUGGUGUGCAUUCGACUCGGUUCAUCGAAGUCUAUCGCCAUCAUGUAAGCAAGCAUGGAGGCAGGGACCAGGAAACCCCGGUCUCGAACAAAGAUCAAAAGGGGCAAAGAAGUUGCGGGGAUCGAAGUGAUGGUCCCCGGCAGUGCGAGACUUCGUUCGGAAGUUGCAAUGAGGAGUUCGAAGGGCUUUCAAAUCGUCGAGUCAGUACACAUUGGGGGGGUCUCGAGGUACCGAUUCCGAGUACCCGCUCGGCAAAUCGCCUCAGCUCAAGUGAAAGCAAGUGCCGAACACGACCCUGGGGUAGAAGAAGGCGCUUUCUUGAUCUGUGGUGACAAUUCGAUGUCCCUCUGCGGGCAUCUUCGCCAGCUAAGUAUGUGUGCUUCAUUGCAGGAGGCCGAACAUCUCGA